CCAGAAUGGCACCCGAUGGUGCCCUGGAUGUGGAUGUGCAUGGGCCGGACAAGAAGCGUCAAAAGCUGGCAAAAUUGGCGGGGUUGGGCUUCGCCAGGGACAUGGCCGAAGUCCUCGUGGAAACGCUUGGGAUGGACCCCAUCGGGCAGUCGACCGAUGCCGCAAUCGCCAAAACAUUGUCUGAAGAAGGCUUGGUGGACUUGGCGUCAGUGAAGACCGUGGCUGGCGAGGUCGAAGUCAACGCACGGCUGGCGGAUGCGGAUUCCGAGGUGGCAAUCAAGUCGCUGAGGGCCCUCGCCCCGAACCUUAAAGCUCUCCAAGCCCUCAAGCUUGCAAAAGCAGCAUGUGCCCCGACUGCGCAGCCCGCUGACGAGUUGGGCGAGGUACCUGCCCCCAAUCCCCCAUCUCUGCAACCCUCUGGUUCCCCUUCCCGUGCCGCCCGCUUCACCGCCGACAACGAAGGGCCGAGUACGGGGGGCCCGCCCUUUUUCUGUGGUGGUGGUGGUGGUGGUGGUGCACCCCUAGGUCCUCAGGACUACUCCCUUCUCACGAUGAUGGCGCACUCGGAGACACCGCUCAACCAGCAAGCUGUACGGCUGUACGGAAAAGAAAAAAAGACAAGCAGCUCACCGCCCCAUGAGCCCCAUAAACCCUGCGGCCAAGCCAAGCUGGUCCCCUGCCGGUCUAUUCCGGGCUUGUGUACGGCUGAGCACAGCGGCUAA
This is a messenger RNA of Volvox carteri f. nagariensis, 722 nucleotides long. RefSeq lists its product as uncharacterized. The transcript has 6 exons. Bases 6 to 722 code for a protein of 238 amino acids. The record is from RefSeq and is a predicted model, not a curated record. Lineage: Eukaryota; Viridiplantae; Chlorophyta; Chlorophyceae; Chlamydomonadales; Volvocaceae.